AGACAGAAUGGAGAAAUUUCUUUGUUCGUUUGAUCCUCAAUCAAUCAACCGAGUAUGGGCAAUUUCCAAUUAAUCAAUUAAACAAUAAGAAAGUGCUAAGAAUUUUACAACUUCGAGGAAAAGUCUAUAAUUAAAAAUGAACCACCUAACACGGCAAAUCCACUUACUGCUAUAAAUUGGAGAGUUUGCAGCCUUGUUUAUCCAGAAAAGUAAGAAUUCGUGGUUUAGUAUUUAAGAAAGAUGGGAACUAAGUUAGUGGCAAUGCUAGUGAUGAUGGUGCUUUCAUUGCUAAAUGGAUGGUAUUGUUUAGGGUGCUGGGAGGAAGAAAAUGUUGCUCUUUUGCACCUUAGAGAAAAUAUAAACUUCCCAGAUGGAGAAUCGCUGUCUUCAUGGGUGGUUAAUGAGACUGCAACUGAUUGUUGUCGAUGGGAAUCGGUUGAAUGCAGCAACACAACUAAAAGAGUAAUCCAGCUUAAUCUUUUUAACAUCAGGGAGAGGGCAUUAGGAGAUUGGUAUUUUAAUGCGUCUCUGUUUCUUCCAUUUCGAGAGCUCAGAAAUCUCUCUUUGAAUUCGAAUCAGUUAGUAGGAUGGAUUGAGAAUGAAGGUAUUGAUAGACUGUCGAAGUUGAGAAAUUUGGAGGCCCUUAAUUUGAGUUGGAAUUCAUUUGAUAACAAAAUUUUGUCAUCUCUUAGUCGGCUUUCUUCUCUAAAGUAUCUGGGCUUUCAAUACAACUAUUUAAUGAGAAAAAAAAUCAGCAACAGCAGUGAAAGGCUCUUCGGAUUAACCAAGCUGGAAGUUCUUGAUUUCAAUGGUAACGAUGAUAUUAGCAACGGCGACAUUCUGUCGAUACUAAAUCUGAAUGAUUUUAUCAAUUUGAAGGAGCUCGACCUAAGUUACAAUCAAUUUGGAAGCUCGGGUACCAUUUAUGGCAUCAAAAGUAUGCAUCGUCUUCGAGUGCUAAAAUUAGAUGGCAUAAUUUUCUCCUCCAACAUUAGCAACAUGGUGCAAUCUUUGAGGGCAUUCUCAUACCUCGAGCACUUCUAUUUUCGGUACAAUUAUAUAAAUGAAAGUAUUGGAACUUUUGAGUUGAGACAUUUAAGAUCGCUGGAGGGACUAUUCUUGGACAAUUCUACAGUCGAUGGAAACUUUCUACAAAGUAUUGGAGCAUUGAGUUCUCUCAAGAUUUUAUCUUUGUCUCGUUGCAAACUCAAUGGCAACCUACCCGUUCGAGAGUUGAGACAUUUAAGACAGUUGGAGCAAUUGUUCUUGGACUAUUCUGAUGUGGAUGGGAACUUUCUACAAAAUAUUGGAGCAUUUAGUUCCCUCAAGAUUUUAUCUCUGUCUAGUUGUGGACUCAAUGGUACCCUUCCCGUUCGAGGGUGGUGUGAACUUAAAAACCUCCAAAAGUUAGAUUUGAGUUGGAAUGAGUAUGAAGGAAUGCUUCCUUCAUGUGUUGCGAACAUGACCUCUCUUAGAUUCUUUAGGCUUUCUUACAAUAAGUUCACCGGAAAUAUUGCCUCAUCUCCACUUUCCAAACUCACAUCGCUUGAAUAUCUCUCCCUUUCAAGUAACCACUUUCAAGUUCCAAUUUCUUUCAAGGCAUUCUUCAAUCAUUCAAACUUAAAGCAUUUAUUUGUGCGAACCAAUGAAAUAAUAAAUGAAAACGAGUUGGAAAAAUGGGUUCCCAGUUUUCAACUAGAGGAUUUUGAUAUUUCAAAUUGUAGUGGCCAUCCAAAACUACCCAACUUCGUUUACUAUCAAUCUAACUUGAGAUUAAUUGGUCUCUCAAAGAGCAACAUAGGAGGGAAUUUUCCAGCUUGGUUGUUAGAGAACAACAUAGGACUUUCGUAUCUUUUCCUGAGGGCUAAUGCUUUUACAGGAACUCUCAUGUUGCCAACAAGCACCAAUCAUGACAUGCAGGCUUUCGAUGUAUCUAAUAAUAAGUUCAAUGGACGUAUUCCAAUUAACAUAACUUCUAUUUUUCCAAAUUUGUAUUUAUUAAACAUGUCAACAAAUAUGUUUGAUGGGUGUAUACCUUUUAGUUUUGGUGACUUAAAAUAUAUAGAUCAACUGGAGUUGUCCAACAAUAACUUGUCAGGCACCAUUUCAAGUAGCUUGUCUACCAUAAAUUUAAUGGUGUUAGACAUUAGUAACAACCAUUUGUUUGGCAGAAUUCCCACAUCAGUGGGUAAUAUGACAUAUUCGAUGAUAGUCUCUAUGUCUAAUAACCAGCUCGAGGGUCCUAUCCCCGUGGAAAUUUGCAAUCUCAAGGAUCUUCUCCUCUUAGAUUUAUCUCAUAACAAGUUAUGUGGUUCGGUCCCAUCCUGCUUCAAUACAUCAACAAUAAGUCAUGUCUAUCUGAACAAUAACCAAUUAGAAGGUGAGCUGAUAGAAGCAUUUUAUAAUAGCUCUUCGUUGGAGUUAUUGGAUCUCAGAGAGAAUAAGUUCACUGGAAGUAUCCCUCAAUGGAUUGGCACUCUAUCAAGCAUGAGAUUUUUUCUACUCAGUGGUAACCAUUUUGAAGGCACGAUCCCUCACCAGUUUUGUGAGAUGAACAGAGUAAGAAUGAUAGACCUUUCUUUUAAUUUCUUUUCGGGUCAAAUCCCGCAGUGCUUUGGUAGCAUAUCACUGGAGAAAACCAAGAACUCUGAGAUAACAAUUCAAUUACGCAAUGUGCCAAUUACAGUGACAUUUACGACAAAGAAGAAUUCUUAUCCUUACAAAGGUUACAUCCUCAAUAACAUGUCUGAAAUUGAUCUCUCUUCUAAUAAAUUACAUGGUGGAUUCCGGACAGCCUUGGAAAGUUAAGUGAGAUCCAUGUACUCAACUUGUCCCACAACAAUCUUAAUGGAACAAUUCCAGCAACAUUCUCAAGCAUCAAAUCGAGAGCUCAGCUCUCUCCUAUAACAACUUGGGUGGGAAGAUCCCCAAUGGUUUGAUUGAGUUGGGAAGAUCCCCAAUGGUUUGAUUGAGUUAAACACUUUAGAAGUCUUCGGCGUGGCACAUAACAAUUUAACAGGUACUAUACAAGAGAAAGGUCAGUUUGGAACCUUUGGUGAAGAUAGCUACCAGGGAAAUCCUUAUCUUUGUGGUCGUCCAUUGCCAAUCAACUGUACUAGCACUGGAUCAUCACCUAUCCUACCAUCUGCUAAUGAUGAAAGUGAGGAGCGAGGUUUCAUGGACAUGGAGGUCUUCUACGUAAGCUUCGUCGUAUCUUACAUAUGUGAUGUGCUUUGCAUUGCUAUAGUUCUGUACAUAAAUCCUUACUGGAGAAGAGCAUGGUUCCAUUUCAUUGAGAUUUUAUAUAAUCCAUUUCUGAGGGCCAAGUGUUCUGGAUAAUUUUCCCACAUUCCAAAUAAAGGUACCUGCCGUAAUUCCGUUAUGAAGAUCAUUGUAUACUAUACUAACUUUUUUGUAACUAAUAUAUUUUUAUCAUUUUUUUUUCUUUCCGGAUUUCAUCAUUCGAAGUAAGGAAGCAGAUGUAGGUUUGCCUUUGAUGUGAUUUGAUGUUGUAACUAUUAAUGAAGUUAGGUAUCAAACAUUUGGUUAACGGAAAGAUUUAUUUUAAUGCUUCUCUAGUUAUUUAUUUAUUCAUUUUUGCCUUAGCCCAUAUUUAUAAUUUUUGCAUUACUUUGAAUCACAUUUUAUCAAAGAGAGAGAGUGCAACCUGUCGUUCAGUCUUUUGUUCCUGUCUCUAGGAGUGUUACCAUUACUUAGAAGUGAUUGUAUCUUGAAAGUAUGUAAACAUCGGGUAGGAAAAAGUUGCCUUCAAGGAAAGAAAAGUUAAACGGUUGGGUUGAACACUAGAGGCAAGUAUAGGACGUCAUUUUUUAUUG
Messenger RNA from Olea europaea var. sylvestris, 3836 nucleotides. RefSeq names its product probable LRR receptor-like serine/threonine-protein kinase At4g36180. The coding region runs from base 241 to 2808 and encodes 855 amino acids. Lineage: Eukaryota; Viridiplantae; Streptophyta; Magnoliopsida; Lamiales; Oleaceae. Gene Ontology annotation, molecular function: protein binding. The record is from RefSeq and is a predicted model, not a curated record. The transcript is spliced from 8 exons.